This is a messenger RNA of Cynoglossus semilaevis (tongue sole), 2777 nucleotides long. RefSeq names its product olfactomedin 3a (gene olfm3a). Gene Ontology annotation, biological process: signal transduction. The transcript has 6 exons. NCBI's taxonomy places the organism in Eukaryota, Metazoa, Chordata, Actinopteri, Pleuronectiformes, Cynoglossidae. Bases 348 to 1772 code for a protein of 474 amino acids. The record is from RefSeq and is a predicted model, not a curated record.
UAGAUAGAUAGAUAGAUAGAUAGAUAGAUAGAUAGAUAGAUAGAUAGAUAGAGGGGGAAACAGACAGGCAGAUCAUCUAGUGAUGUCACACGCUUGUUGCGCCUCCCCUGCAGUCUGCUCGAACGGAAUCGAAUUUGAAUAUUUCCCACCUCGCCUCAAACUUUUUUUUUUCUCUUCUUUCUCUCCCUCCCCUCCCCUUCGCCACUGCCCUCAGCAGAAGCACCGGGCAAGUGUGGGUGUGAUGCCGGUGAACGUGCGGUCGCUGUGCCCGUCGCUGGAGCGCUCUCUUUUCGGGUCCACGGAGACGGAAAGACGCUGAGUUACGGGGAGCAGAAAGUGAAAGCUGAAUGUUGAAGGACUGCAGCUCGGGAAGAAGUGGCUGGUCACAGCUCGUCAGCAUGCGGGUCCCGCUGAGCGUCUUGUAUCCCGUCCUUUCCCUCACCAUUUUCGGAUUGUAUCCCUCAUUGACUAUUGGACCAAAGGAGGGCUGGCAGGUUUACAGCUCGGCCCAGGACGCUGAUGGGCGUUGCAUCUGCACGGUGGUGGCGCCAGAACAGAGUCUGUGCUCCAGAGAUGCCAAGAGCAGGCAGCUCCGUCAGCUACUAGAGAAGGUGCAGAACAUGUCGCAGUCAAUUGAAGUUCUUAAUCUGAGAACUCAAAGGGAUUUUCAAUACGUCGUCAAGAUGGAGAAUCAGAUGAAAGGCCUGAGGACCAAGUUUAGACAAAUUGAGGAUGACAGGAAAUCCAUCAUGGCCAGGAAUUUCCAGGAGCUUCAGGACAAGAUGGACGAACUGAAGCCGCUGAUCCCCGUGCUAGAACAGUACAAGAUGGAUGCCGCGCUCAUCUCACAGUUUAAGGAGGAAAUCAGGAACCUGUCAGCUGUCUUAACAGGCAUCCAAGAAGAACUCGGGGCCUACGACUACGACGAGCUGUACCAGCGAGUCCUGCGAUUGGACAACAGGCUUCGCAGUUGCAUGGGCAAACUAACAUGUGGGAAAUUAAUGAAAAUCACUGGACCUGUAACAAUAAAGACAUCUGGAACCCGGUUUGGUGCAUGGAUGACUGAUCCUCUAGCAGCCACCAGAAACAACAGGGUGUGGUAUAUGGACAGCUACACCAACAGCAAGAUCGUCCGCGAGUACAAGACCAUGGACGACUUCGUGUCAGGUGCGGUUUCCCGAACAUACAGCCUGCCAUUUAAAUGGGAGGGAACCAACCACAUCGUCUACAACGGAUCGCUUUUCUACAACAAGUACCAGAGCAACAUAAUUGUCAAGUACAGUUUUGAGUCAGGCAGCGUGUUAGCCCAGCGAGCCUUGGAGUUCGCAGGCUUCCACAACAUGUACCCGUACACGUGGGGCGGAUACUCCGACAUCGACGUUAUGGCAGAUGAGCUGGGUAUGUGGGUCGUCUACGCCACCAAUCAAAACGCAGGAAACAUUGUCAUCUCCCAGAUCGACCCCGACACCCUGCACGUCCUGAAGACCUGGAAUACCGAAUACUCCAAGAGAAAUGCGGGCGAAUCAUUCAUGAUCUGUGGAACGCUAUACAUCACCAACUCCCACUUGUCUGGAGCGAAGGUUUACUACUCGUACUCGACCAAGACCUCCACGUACGAGUACAUCGACAUUCCUUUCCACAACCAGUACUUUCACAUCUCCAUGCUUGAUUACAACGCCAGGGAGAGAGCGCUUUACGCCUGGAACAAUGGGCACCAAGUCAUAUUCAAUGUCACUCUCUUUCAUGUCAUAAAAACGGAUGAUGACUCUUAGAGCUCACGUUUGUUUUCCAGAAAUCAGUUAAAAGAUGUCGAUGUGAUGACGUGGACUUUCAAACCAACCAAGAUUGCUUUGUUCCGAUUGGUCAAUGGUGUCACUAACGUUGCACUGGAUCCAUAGUGGAAUUGAGCAUGGACACUGCUGACUUGAUACCUUACUGGAAAACAUGUUGCAUAUUUUCCAUUAAACUCGCUUAUUUGCUGCUGCUUGGACUGUUUCGCCUUAUUUGCAGUGUGUGAUCUACCGGACAAUGACUCUUGAUUGUUUUCUGCAUGUUCACGUUUUAUCUGUGAUUUACUGUACCACGUGUUUUUGUUGUUUUGUUUUGUUUUUUUCGAUCUGUUUUGCUUCUAGUGUUUGAAUUUUCUGGUCACGAGGCCUUUUUAAAACAAAAUACUGUAUCAUUAAAAACAACUUCUGUAUAAUUGGUGCCGUGUAAAGCUAGAUGAUUGUACGUCAUGUAGACCACGACGGGCCUGUAAAUACUGCCAAUAUGUAUGUCUCUGUGGAAGAAUAUUUGUAUUUUUUAUAAAAAAUAAAAUCAUGGACUAUCUGGGAAAUCAAGAUGAAAUAAAAAUAUAAAUUUCAUUACCAAAGCUGGUUAUCGAUGGUAAAUUUAAUACCAAGUGCGAUCAGACAAUUAAAUCAAACAAAAAAUUUGUAUGACCUCAAGUUAUUCUAUGAAAGUCUAUUUCAAACAGCAUUGUUAAUAUGUUAAUAAUUUAUUGUGACAAUCACUGAAUAAAAAUAUUAAUCAAAUAAAUAUUGGUUUAGCUCAGUGGUUCUUAAAAUGAGGGACGGGCCCCAUUGUGGGCUAAGCUUUUUGGCUCCUCAAACUAUCCAAAUGCCCAGGUUCAAUUUCAACCUUUAUCCCCCUAACCUGCCUUUCCAUCUGUCACUCUGGUUAGUAUUUGGACACUGGUCCUUGAGGUCCUUUUUUUUGUCCAGUGUCUUACACAAUUCAUUAGCCCUUCUCAGUAUAUUAUAUAACAGUACAAU